AUGGCUUCCAUGAACAACUGGCUUGGCUUCUCUUUAUCACCUCAAGAAAUCCCUUCACAACCUCAUCAAGAUCACUCCCAAAACACUGUCCCUCGUCUUGAUACUUUUAGCUCAGAAGAACUCUCGGGUACAGAUGUCUCGGGAGAUUGCUUUGAUCUUAGUUCUCAUGCCUCAACCAUCCCUUCUCUUAAUCUCCCUGCCCCUUUUGGCAUAUUAGAAGCUUUCAACCGAAAUAACCAAUCACAAGAUUGGAGUUUCAAGGAACUGAACAUGAACUCUAACACAAGCUACAAAACCGCCGGUUCGGAGAUGUCUAUGUUGAUGGGAAGGGCUUGCAACAACAACAAUCACAACCUUGAAAACCAAGAACCAAAACUAGAAAACUUCCUAGGAGUUGGUGGACAAAACUCCUUGCACCUUCCUUCACAAACUGUUGAGGCUUCUUCUUCCAAUGGUAAUGGUACCAUAGGUCUCUCAAUGAUCAAGAACUGGUUGAGGAAUAAUCCCAGUACAUCCCAGCCUGAGAACAAGAUCAUCAAUGGAAAUGAUGGGGUUGUGGUGUGCUCUAAUAAUGCUCAAAACUUGUCACUUUCUAUGAGUACGGGGUCACAAUCAACAUCUGCUUUGCCCCUCUUGACUGCAGCAAGUUGCUCAGAUGGUGAAGGAGGUGGUGGGGAGAGUUCCACUUCUGAUAAUACCAAUACUAAUAAGCAGCAAAACGGUGGGAUUGGGAUAACUAGUCUUGACAGCCAAAGCGGUGCAAUUGAAGCGGUGCCUCGAAAGUCUAUCGAUACUUUUGGCCAAAGGACUUCUAUCUACCGUGGUGUAACAAGGCAUAGAUGGACUGGAAGAUACGAGGCACAUCUUUGGGAUAAUAGUUGUAGAAGAGAGGGACAAACUCGGAAGGGAAGGCAAGGGGGUUAUGACAAGGAAGAAAAGGCAGCUCGAGCUUAUGAUUUAGCAGCAUUGAAGUAUUGGGGUACUACUACCACUACAAAUUUUCCAAUUAGCAACUACGAAAAAGAAAUAGAAGAAAUGAAACACAUGACGAGGCAGGAAUAUGUUGCAUCUUUACGAAGGAAGAGUAGUGGGUUUUCCCGUGGUGCAUCCAUCUAUCGAGGAGUGACAAGACACCAUCAGCAUGGAAGAUGGCAAGCAAGAAUUGGAAGAGUUGCUGGAAACAAGGAUCUCUACUUGGGAACUUUCAGCACACAAGAGGAAGCAGCAGAAGCCUACGACAUUGCAGCAAUUAAAUUUCGUGGACUGAAUGCAGUUACUAAUUUUGAGAUUAGUCGAUAUGAUGUCAAGAGCAUACUUGAGAGCAGCACUUUACCAAUAGGUGGAGCUGCUAAGCGUUUGAAGGAUGCUGAACAAGCUGAAAUGGCUUUGGAUGCUCAUAGAACAAAUAAUGAUAACUUAAGUUCACAUUUAACAGAUGGAAUGAGUAGCUAUGGAGCUCAGCAUGCCUGGCCUACAAUUGCAUUCCAGCAAGCCCAGCCAUUAACCAUGCAUUACCCUUAUGGUCAACAGCAAAGGUUAUGGUGCAAGCAAGAAAAUGAUUCGGAUGUCAGCCACAGCUUUCAUGAUUUGCAUCAACUUCAAUUGGGGAACACACACAAUUUCCUUCAACCUUCUGUACUUCACAACCUCAUGAGCUUGGAUUCUUCAUCCAUGGAACACAGUUCUAGCUGUAACUCUGUCAUCUACAGCAAUGGCUCGAAUGACAAUGCUGCCUAUCAAGGCGUUGGAUAUGGAAGCAGUAGUAGCUAUCUGCUGCCAAUGAGUACUACAGUUAUUGCUGAAGAAGGUAGUCAGAAUCAGGGAAAUGGCUUUGGAGAGAAUGGGGUAAAAGCAAUUGGCUAUGAAAACAUGUUUGGCUCAAGUGAUCCCUACCAAACAAGGAACUUCUAUUAUCAUCCCCUACCAUCAUCAAAUGGGACAUUGAGGGCUGGUCUUUAUGAUCAGGGCUCAUCUUGUAACACUUGGGUGCCCACUGGAGUUCCAACUCUAGUAGCAAGGACUAACAAUAUGGCUGUUUGUCAUGGAUCUUCUACUUUUACAGUGGGGAAUGACACAUAGAAUUUGUCCU
Molecule: messenger RNA, 2089 nt
Organism: Coffea eugenioides
Lineage: Eukaryota; Viridiplantae; Streptophyta; Magnoliopsida; Gentianales; Rubiaceae
Product: AP2-like ethylene-responsive transcription factor BBM
Exons: 8
Coding region: 1-2079 (692 amino acids)
Biological process (GO): regulation of DNA-templated transcription
Molecular function (GO): DNA-binding transcription factor activity; DNA binding
Source: RefSeq, a predicted model, not a curated record